Dissoconium aciculare CBS 342.82 is the source of this 570-nucleotide messenger RNA. RefSeq lists its product as uncharacterized. The record is from RefSeq and is a predicted model, not a curated record. NCBI's taxonomy places the organism in Eukaryota, Fungi, Ascomycota, Dothideomycetes, Mycosphaerellales, Dissoconiaceae. The transcript is spliced from 2 exons. The coding region runs from base 1 to 570 and encodes 189 amino acids.
AUGUCGAAUCACCUGCGAUUUCGAAUCGACAGAAGCUCACUUCUUCUUCACUCGGCCACGGCGGCUGACUACAGCACUACGUGUGUGCAUUUUGCAGGAGCCAAGGCAAUGGGAGACAAGUCCGACAGGGCAGUUAACGCUCUAAGAGCACGUGUGGACGUUGUCACUAGCAUUCGCGAUGGAAUAUUGAGCGAAACAACAUGUCCGACAUCAGGCCCGUCUCGAUCAGGUCGCGUCGAGCGGUUACAAUACAGCGAACGUCAGCGCGGACACACGUCACAUCGUAUCCAAUCGGUGAAGGGAUGGGUUGGAGCCGACGUGGUGAAAUUCAUCAUCAUUGAUCAUCAUCGGCAAACAUUAACGUUCUGCCAUUGUUGGGGAAAUGGACAUCUAGACAUGCAUCGCAUGGUCGGCAAUCUGCUAUGUGUAUGCAAGGUGCGCGCCACUAGACAAGGUCGCAGGCAGGCCGCCGCGGCCGGUCAUGAAGGUGGGAGCUUGAGACGAAAAUGGGCGCAACGAACCCAUGGCAAUUCGGGUCUUUGGGCGAAUCAGAAAGGCGAACAGCUAUAG